This is a messenger RNA of Linepithema humile (Argentine ant), 2905 nucleotides long. Its product is annotated as putative methyltransferase NSUN7. The record is from RefSeq and is a predicted model, not a curated record. Lineage: Eukaryota; Metazoa; Arthropoda; Insecta; Hymenoptera; Formicidae.
GUAGGAUACGUCUACAAAGCACGCGAUGUCGCGCGACACGACGUCUUCGACGGUGUCUUCAGUCUUACCUUGACUAUCCGCCCGACGAUUGUGGCCACGGCGAACGCGUCGCGAACGAGUUUAUUACCGCGUAAUUAAGCCGCCCUUGUGUCGCGUUUUUAAAUGCGCUUCAAACGCUCCUUCAAUCACCUCUUGACAUAUUAUAACUAUGUCUUUCUUCUAAAGUAUUUUUGCAUUUCCACUAUUAAAUCUUUACUCGCGAUAUAUUCAGGUGAAACUUAUCUAUUCCUUAACUAUUCCUUAUCGUGUAAUAAUUCUCAAAACUAAUGGCCACUAGCAGUCCAUUGAAUGAGCCAUCGGAAAUGGAAAAAUCUUCUGAUGAUGCCGAAAUCGACAUUGAUAUUGAUACUCGUAAAACUAGUAUAUUCACACUUUAUGCGAAAAUAUUUCGACUUCUUCUUACGACACAGACACCGAAUUUUAGUCUUCUCAGCAACGAGGCACGUAAUAAAGAGCUCGAAAAAUUGAUAUUACCAAGCAAUGAAGAGUGGCGUCACCGAGCUUAUCACAGUCUCGUUGAGUUACAAAGAGAAAAGGAUGCUGAGAUCGAAAAUAAAAGGGAGGAAACGGAUUCUAAACGGCACAUAAGUCGCAAGAAAUCGCAGGAUUGGGAAUGGUGUCCCGACGAAAAGGGGCAACUUCCGAAAGGGAGAAGAGGCGAAAGCGAGGAUAUCAUUGCUUCCUUAAAUGCUAUAUCGGGAACUGGUGGUUCAUUGACCGAGGCUUGCAUAGAACCAGGCUGGCGUAUCAAUGAUAUCCUCUUGGCGGCCAAAGUUCUCCAGAAUACGCGGCCCACCCCAAUUUAUGCCAACGAGGCCGAAAUGAGACGCGUCUUUGGUUUAGUAUACGACGUACUGAGAUACAAGAACAUUUUGAAUCGUACGCUGGAAGACGGAGGAUUUUGGUAUGAAAACGGAAUUCUCAAAUCACGCGAAAGAGUGGUCUGGCUGUUACUCUACGACAUGCAGGGAAGAAAAUUUGCACGCCAGCGUGACGGAAACGCACUCGAAACUCGAGAGAAGAUAUUUAAGACUGUCGGAUUAAAAGACAUCGAAGAUGCCCUUUUAAGAGCAAAAACGCAUUUGGCGGCGAGCAUUUCACGUCUUCGUAUCGGCGGUUCGGCGCUUAAUCUCGACGAGCUUCUCCCAACGUACUUGCGUAUCGCUGGAGGCAUAAGCUGGUCUAACGAAGGCGCGAUCGCUUCCGGAUGGAUUAACACCAUGAAAAUACCCACUAAAAACCAAUUUGUGGAAGACAUGUCAAAGUUGAAAUUUGAACUUUGCAAUGAUAGUGAAGUCGCGGAACUUAACGAGACCAAUUAUAUUUUCGAUCCAAUUUGCCCGAAGAUGAUAAAUUUGCAUGACAAAGCACGAGAGAAACUCGCCGUGUCCGAUUUAGUUCGUGAUCAUCGAUUCCUCUUUUUGGAAAGAUCAUUGUGUCUUGGAGCAGCUACAUUAGCGCAGGCGAUACGUGUCGCACAUCUUUGCGGUCCCGUGAUUCUUACGCAUUCAGUCGCUCCUCGUCAUACAAGCUACUUGGCGGGACUUUUGGCAGACAUCGAAGAAGCCGGAAGACUAUUAGUCUUUGGCGUUGGAGAUCGCUGUUACGAGUACAAAACUUACCUCGAAACUUUAGGUCUUACUCUACAACAAUGUAGAAUUUUUUCAGAAAAAUACAUAUCGCCACCGCCGUCCGUCGAACUGGAAAGAGCAACCAUCGUUUUAGCGACGCCCCCGUGUAGUUACACUGGCGUCCGGGAUAUAGUUGAUCUUGCUGUAGCCCGCGGCGGUGACACCAGUUUAUUAGAAUCAUUAACCAGCGAUACUGCGGGUGAGAUCAAACAGCCACGCGCUCUUUUGGCCGAACAAUUUUCCACGCUCAAGUACGCGCUGACUAGACCGAACAUACAAUUUCUAAUAUACGAGGUGCACACAAUUUUGCCGUCCGAGACUACGGAGAUGGUUCGACAGGUAGUCGAAUAUGCUAAUCAAAUUGCGACGGAGAAGUACAUUCGCGAGCAUCCCCCAAAGCGUAAGACUGUACACAAAGACGGUGGUGAAAAAAUUGUAAAGACGGGAAAGACUGAUAGACAAGAACAAUUACGCGAACAGUUGGAGAAGCAAUCGCAAAUGCAACAGGAACAAACUUUUCCGAGUAAACAGGAUGAGAAGGAUGAAACGCCGUUAAUUACAAAUGAUAUUGUCAUCCCCGAUAGUGAUUUGUUCGAAGUGGGAAGUAUCGAUGAGAUUUACGGCAAAGACAACAGCCAAAUGUUAGACCCGGGCUGUUUCAUCGCUAUAAUCAAACGGAAGGAAAUGAUGCAGUUCGAUUCGCUCUUCAUGAUCAAAGUGGCGGAAUCAAAGGGACUGUUCGGCAAUCCCGACAAGGAGCGAAGUCCAAAACAGAAAACCGAAAUACAACCGCCGCCGUGUCAAAUAUCGCAAAUGAGUCGCAGAAGUUUCAAGCGUGCCAAAAUCGAAAUAGAUCGCUUAGCAGCGCCUACGCACUCGUCGAUGUCGCGGACUUCGAAGAAGCAAAAUCAACCGUGUCCCCGUCACAGUCGAUACAUCGUUCGAGAUAAAAAGUUAUUGGCCAUGCAGAUACGUGAAACGCGAAAGCGAGAUGCGCGUCGAUGGUGGCAAGACGCGAUUGCGGUUUUCGUUCAUCCGAAAAAACGCGACUUUGCUCGCGAGUUUCAUGCAAUGCGCUCGGAUCCAUUCACGCAAAAACCAUUGUAUCCUUUUCAUGUCAAAAAAAUCGUAUUGUCGAAGCGCCAUCAAGAAAAUAACUUGCCAAGCGACUCCGUUUAGAAUUUAUUUUAAUCUUAAAAUUUUUAUUUUUAUUU